CCCACUGAGCCACCCAGGCGCCCCUCUUGAUUCCUUUUUAACUAACAUCCCCUUUCAGAUACUUCAGUGGGCCUGGUGGGUUCGUGUCCAGCGCAUGUCAAACUGGCUCCAGCCCCUGCAUCAGCUUCCUGAGUGGGCGGGACCCUCCCAGGGGCCUCCUGCCUUCUCUUUCUGGGUCCACUGCGUGGCUGGGAGCCUCGAGAGCUUGUCUUCAGCCUAUCGGUAGCUUCUGCCACGUUGGUGUGAACCUCACACACCCUCUCUUGACCUGCGGGGCUGUGCGCUUUCAUCCCAUCUCUCCAUCUUCCCCACGGGUCUGUUCCUCUACCUGUGUUUCUUUGUAAAGGCCUCGAGUUACGUGUGCUGUUCUCUCUGCCCAAGGGCUCCUUCCCAGGUCUUCUGGUAGCUGCCGCCUUCUCAUCUUUCCCCUGGCUCCCGGUAGCCAUCAGGGAGCCCUGACCCCUGCCGCCACUGCCCUGCUGUCCUGAGAUGUGCUUUUGCACCUGCUUCGUCCUGACAGCCUCUCAGGCAGAGCAGGUGCUCCCACCACAGCGGGUGGUGCCCUGUAUGUUCAUCACUGUGACGUUGGCCAGCCAGGUCUGAGGGCCCAGGGGUUCCUGCAGGACCCGCCAGAAGGGUCCUUGCCUUCACAUAGGACGCAGAACCAGACACGAGCCAGGAGGAAGUGAGAGCAGUUUACUGAGUGUGUAAAUGAGAGGCUGUAUGGAGCCUUUGGGAAACUCAGAAAGGAGAGAAGAGUGAGUCUCUCCUCUGCUUGGGGUCUGAGGUUUUUACUGAGGACUGGGGUCUGGUGUAUACAUCCUCUCCGGUAUCCAGGAACUGCCCAGAACAAAGGUAAGUGUCUAGGUGUCCUCCAUAAAUCGGUUAGUCCCUGGAACCAGGGGGUCCUGGCGUCACAGCGUCUAGAGUCUGUGGAUGGAAUGGGCACGGGACAGCCUCGCCCAGUCACUCCUUGGAAGUUAUCUACUACGCUGGGAGACCACAAAGAAAUCAUUAACUCUUUGACCUUGACCCGUGAGGACAGACGUUAUUGGCACGUGCGGUUGGGGGUGCAGAGCCUAGCAAGGGAAGACCGAGAAAAAGAGCAAAAAAGCAGUUCUUCAUGGGACUUUGCAGUUUCCUGUGUCCCGUGUUUCCCAUCUGACUGCUGUGGGCUGGGAGAGUCUUCACGAGGCCCAGGAGUGUUGGAGGUCACCUUCGAGUUGGCGCUGCUGCACCCCUUAGGUCUUUGCUGUGGCCCCCGGAGCCCCCAGGAUGUUUCACGGGAUCCCCGCCGCUCCGGGCAUCGGAGCGCCUGGAAACAAGCCGGAACUCUACGAGGAAGUGAAGCUGUACAAGAAUGCCCGGGAGCGGGAGAAGUAUGACAACAUGGCCGAGCUGUUUGCCGUAGUGAAGACGGUGCAGGCCCUGGAGAAGGCAUACAUCAAGGACUGCGUCACCCCCAACGAAUACACCGCCGCGUGUUCCCGGCUCCUGGUCCAGUACAAAGCCGCCUUCCGGCAGGUUCAGGGCACAGAAAUCAGCUCUAUUGAUGAAUUCUGCCGCAAGUUCCGCCUGGACUGCCCGCUCGCCAUGGAGAGGAUCAGGGAGGACCGACCCAUCACCAUUAAGGACGACAAAGGCAACUUGAACCGCUGCAUCGCCGACGUGGUCUCGCUCUUCAUCACAGUGAUGGACAAGCUGCGCCUGGAGAUCCGUGCCAUGGACGAGAUCCAGCCUGACCUGCGGGAGCUGAUGGAGACCAUGCAUCGCAUGAGUCACCUGCCCCCGGACUUCGAGGGCCGCCAGACUGUGAGCCAGUGGCUGCAGACCCUGAGCGGCAUGUCGGCCUCCGACGAGCUGGAUGAUUCCCAGGUGCGCCAGAUGCUCUUCGAUCUGGAGUCGGCCUACAACGCCUUCAACCGCUUCCUGCACGCCUGAGCUGUCCGGCCCGGGGUCCCCGGGAGGGCUCUGCUGCGCGCCACGGGCCUGUCGCCCGG
Messenger RNA from Enhydra lutris kenyoni (northern sea otter), 2000 nucleotides. RefSeq names its product VPS28, ESCRT-I subunit (gene VPS28). Gene Ontology annotation, biological process: protein transport to vacuole involved in ubiquitin-dependent protein catabolic process via the multivesicular body sorting pathway. NCBI's taxonomy places the organism in Eukaryota, Metazoa, Chordata, Mammalia, Carnivora, Mustelidae. The transcript is spliced from 9 exons. The record is from RefSeq and is a predicted model, not a curated record. Gene Ontology annotation, molecular function: protein-containing complex binding. Gene Ontology annotation, cellular component: ESCRT I complex. Bases 1276 to 1941 code for a protein of 221 amino acids.